AAUAACGUCAUCCAUUUGGCGACACUGGCGACGGAGGGUAAACUUAACUGUUGAUUAUCACGACACAGAGCUGGUUUCUGUGCUUCUCCUUUUAUAUACUCAUCAUUUGUUACAUCUGAUAGAAAGCCGCGUGUAUACUCCGUAUUCCAUCAAUUGAUCAAGCAUGACUCCGGCGACUCUAGAAACCGCGUUUUCGAAGGAUUCCACAUCCACCGCGAUCAUUGUACCCGGCAAACCUGCAUCUAAUAUUUCCUACCAAAGGCUCUCCGCCGAUGUGAAAACCUUCCAAGGACAGCUUGCGAAACUCGGCGUGACCGCCGAGUCUGCGGUUUCAAUCGCGCUUCCGAAUUCCUACGAGUUCAUCGUUUCCUUCAUCGCCGCAGCGUGGCAGCGAGCGAUAGCCGCCCCGCUUAAUCCCGCAUACAAACAAUCAGAAUUUGAAUUCUACAUCGAUGAUUUGAGCUCCGCUGUGGCACUUGUGCCUAAAGGCGCAUACGCCGAGAAUGCGGCAGCGGUGCGGGCGGCUAGAAAGUAUAAUGCAGCCAUCGCGGAAUGCUACUAUAAUGGAGUAGAAGUUCUUCUGGAUGUCAGAGAGAAGGGAAAGCUUUCCAACAAAGGCAAUGCACCCGUUCAAACUGCCCAACCAGACGAUGUCGCUCUUGUCCUCCAUACCAGCGGCACGACGGGUCGUCCGAAAGCGGUACCUCUUACGCAUCGUAACCUUCUGCGGACGAUGAAGAACAUCCAGGAAACAUAUCAGUUGAGCACCAAGGACCGUACCCUGCUUGUUAUGCCUUUAUUCCACGUUCACGGCCUUCUUGCCGGAUUCUUGGCACCUCUGGCAUCUGGGGGCUCCGUCGUUGUACCCUUGAAGUUCUCCGCUUCGACCUUUUGGAACGAUUUCAUUGAGCAUAAAGCAAAUUGGUACACUGCGGUUCCGACCAUCCACCAGAUCCUCCUUAAAAGUCCGCUCCCAUCACCAAUUCCCAGUAUCCGCUUCAUCCGCUCAUGCUCCUCCCCACUCUCUCCAAAGACCUUUCACGAGCUAGAAGAGACUUUCAAUGCACCUGUUCUGGAAGCGUAUGCCAUGACGGAGGCAGCUCAUCAAAUGACGAGCAACCCCCUUCCCCCAGGCAAGCGUCAACCUGGCAGUGUCGGUGUCGGACAGGGUGUCGAGGUCAAGAUACUCGACGAGAAUGGAAAUGAAGUGCCCCAAGGCAAAGAAGCGGAAAUUUGCAUCCGUGGUGAAAACGUCACCAAGGGAUACAUCAACAAUCCCUCUGCCAACGCUUCGUCGUUCACCAAGGACGGCUUCUUCCGAACAGGAGAUCAGGGUAAAAUGGACGCUGAUGGUUAUGUUAUUAUUACUGGUCGGAUUAAGGAGCUCAUCAACAAGGGUGGCGAGAAGAUCAGCCCGAUCGAGCUGGACAACGUCAUCGCGCAGCAUCCCUCAGUAUCGGAGGCUGUCAGCUUCGCGCUCGAGGACGAACACUAUGGUCAGGAUGUUGGCGUCGCGGUGGUCGUGAAGGAAGGCAAGAGGUUGAACGCCGAGGAGCUCAAAGCUUUCAUGUCUGAGAAGGUUGCCAAAUUCAAACUGCCCAAAAAGGUCUUCUUUACGGAUGUCAUGCCUAAGACCGCCACUGGCAAGAUUCAGAGGCGUCUCGUUGCAGAGGCCAUGCUGAAGAAAGAGCAGUCCAAGGCGAAGCUGUAGUCGCUCAUAUACACAAUAGGUUUUGUAUACAAUCAGGGUAAAAUACCAAUAGGUGGUUUGGCAUAGAUGUGUUGUACCGUUGUUCAGCAUCGCAUAUCAGUAUAUGUAGUAGAUUCAACCACACAUAUCUCGUUAAUGUGAAUGGAAGCUAUCGACGGAGAUAUAAUAACCAUGGCACGUUGAAGGUACCAGGUGCACUUUGUUUCUUUAUGCGAAGUGCUAUUGAUCCGGGUUUGUCUUGAGAUACAUAUUUCAUGCCAAGGGCGGAUCAUUUAGAUGCCUGAAGAGGGAUGAUCAUCUUGUUGAGCUGUAUAGCAGCCUAUACCAGUGCACUAGCUUACAUUACAUCAAUAGUAGGGAGGCUGCUGUUAACCAGCCACAGU
Westerdykella ornata is the source of this 2094-nucleotide messenger RNA. RefSeq names its product acetyl-CoA synthetase-like protein. Gene Ontology annotation, molecular function: medium-chain fatty acid-CoA ligase activity. The transcript is spliced from 3 exons. NCBI's taxonomy places the organism in Eukaryota, Fungi, Ascomycota, Dothideomycetes, Pleosporales, Sporormiaceae. The coding region runs from base 164 to 1711 and encodes 515 amino acids. The record is from RefSeq and is a predicted model, not a curated record. Gene Ontology annotation, biological process: fatty acid metabolic process.